CAACCACCACAGCCACGACCACCACCACCUUCAGUCACACUCCAGCAGGCGAACAGAGAGGACACGCGCUCCAUUGCUCUCUCCAUCAAGACGAGGCGCCCCGCAAGGAAGCAAGAGAAUAUAAAAAGGACAAGGGCUUUAUAAAGAAGAGGAAGAAGAAGAAAAGGAGGAAGAAGAAAAGCUAGAAGAAGAAGAAGAAGAAGAAGGAGAAGAAGAAGAAGAAGAAGAAGAAGAAGAAGAAGAAGAAGAAGAAGAAGAAGAAGAAGAAGAAGAAGAAGAAGAAGAAGAAGAGAAAUAGCAACACUAACACCACCACCACCACUACCAACAACACCAACCACAACAAUGCCUUCAACAAUAGCCACCACCACCACCACCCACCACCACCAGCAAACCACACCACCACCCGACCAUAAGAGGACCCACAAACAAGACUCUUCUCCCAAGGCUCCUCAUUCUCCUACUGACCACCACCACCACGACAACCGCAAGCACAAGAACACAAGAGGCCCCCGAAUUGCCAGGGACCCUAGAGAACCCCAGCCUUGCCUCUCCCAGCCUCCCUAGUGACGAUUACUGGAGUGUAGGUGAAGAGGAGAAGGUUGAUGACGUUAUGAAGGUUUUCAGGCGCACUGCACGUCACUUCAGCAGUCUGGACCUGUGUGACGAUGCGAUGUGUGACCAGAUGGUGCGGCAGGCGAACGCUCUAGCCAGGAUGAAGAUGGUGCGACGGUACAUUGAACAAGGGAUCUCCACUCUGGACAGCCUCGUGACGGCCCUAGAUGCCGAGCUGGUGGUGGCAGGGGAGUCCAUGGCAAGGGCUUUGGGCAACAGAUGCAGGGCUGCCCACGCUAUUCUGGCUGACGUCACUAAGGGCCCCGAGCAUGCAGACCGCCUCAACGCAAAAAGCAGCGCCUUUAUCUACGGCCGCGAUGUUCUAAACUACUUCUAGGUGCUCUCUCUCUCUCUCUCUCUCUCUCUCUCUCUCUCUCUCUCUCUCUCUCUCUCUCUCUCUCUCUCUCUCUGGAGUUUCAAAGUUGACGAGUAAGUACUUUCAUCUCUCUCUCUCUCUCUCUCUCUCUCUCUCUCUCUCUCUCUCUCUCUCUCUCUCUCUCUCUCUCUCUCUCUCUCUCUCGUUCCUCAGUGUUCCUCCUUUCCUUUAAGCAGUCGAUGAAGGUCCCAGGAGGAGGAGGAGGAGGAGGAGGAGGAGGAGGAGGAGGAGGAGGAGGAGGAGGAGGAGGAGAAGGAGAAGAAGAAGGAGAACAAGAAGAAGAACAAGAAGAAGAAGAAGAACAACAACAACAACAACAACAACAACAACAACAACAAGCGCAAAAAAGAACAAGAAGAAAAGAAAAAAGAAACGAAGAGGAGGAAGUGCGAAGUAGAGGAGGAGGAGGAGGAGGAGGAGGAGGAGGAGGAGGAGGAGGAGGAGGAGGAGGAGGAGGAGGAGGAGGAGGAGGAAGAAGAGGAGGAAUGAGAGUAGCUUUCCCUAACCAUCACUCUUCAUUAUAGACCUCCUCCUCCUCCUCCUCCUCCUCCUCCUCCUCCUCCUCCUCCUCCUCCUCUUCCUCCUCCUCCUCAUUAUCAUUCCUUACUCUUCUCCUCCCUUCCUUUGUUUCUCUCCCUUUUUAUUUUCUAAUCACUAUUCCUUUUAUUCUUCCUUCCUUCCGUGUCUCUAUUCUCUUCUUCUUCCCUCCCUCUUCCUUCCUUCCAUCUCAAGUUAUUCUCCCUUCUCUAUUUCCAAUCUCAUACCUCUUCCUCCUCCUCCUCCUCCUCCUCCUCCUCAUGAAAUAGAAUUACGAGGAACGAACGUGAAAGGACAAUAAUGAAGAGAGAGAGAGAGAGAGAGAGAGAGAGAGAGAGAGAGAGAGAGAGAGAGAGAGAGAGAGAGAGAGAGAGAGAGAGAGAGAGAGAGAGAGAGAGAGGUUCAUUAUCGUAUUAUCCCCUAUCAAUCCUCCUCCUCCUCCUCCUCCUCCUCCUCCUCCUCCUCCUCCUUCUCCCCCUCCUCCUCUUCCUCCUCUUCAGCUUCAGAACCUAACCACAGCACUCACUGAAGUUGCUGACACACACACACACACACACACACACACACACACACACACACACACACACACACACACACACACACACACACACACACACACA
This is a messenger RNA of Scylla paramamosain (green mud crab), 2148 nucleotides long. RefSeq lists its product as uncharacterized. Lineage: Eukaryota; Metazoa; Arthropoda; Malacostraca; Decapoda; Portunidae. The record is from RefSeq and is a predicted model, not a curated record. The transcript has 4 exons. The coding region runs from base 614 to 952 and encodes 112 amino acids.